AUGAGCUGCAAGAUGCUCGGCCUCCUCGCCCUGCUGCUGGCCCCCCUCGCCCGCGCGCGCCUGCGCGGCUUCCCCGCGGCCGGGGCCGCCGCCUGCGGGGGGCCGGGCCCCUCCGCGGAGGCGGGGGCGGAGGCGCCCGACAGCGGCUUCGACGAGCUUGCGCUGCUGCAGGGGGAGGUGGAGCCCGCCCAGGGCACGCACGAGAAGACGGUGCAGGAGUGGCUCGAGCACUGGGACGACCACAAGACCCACAUCUCGGCGGCGAGCGAGAGGGUGCUGCAUAACGAGACGGUCGCCGCGCAGCUCGCCAAGAUCGCCGCCGGCGCCUGCGACGACGACCCGCACUGGCAGGACGCCGACGGCGACGGCUGCGAGAUCUACAAGUUCGCUAUCGAAUCUGGGAAGAUGACGCAGGAAGUCGCCUGCGGCGGCGGCGGCGAGGCCCGAUCGGCCCCCGGACUCCGCGGCGUCCGGGUCGCCGCGGACGCCACGGCCCGGGCCUUCUGCCCGGCCACCUGCGGCGCGUGCCCGCGCCCCGCGCCCCCGGCCGAGCCCGCCGCGGAGCCCCUGGAGGACGACGUGACGUUCCUGCAGGUGGGGGUCAGCUCGUCCGAGGCGCCGCCAAAGUCGACGGCCUCCUGGCUGAGCCACAUGCAUGACCACCGCUCGAGGAUCUCGGACGAGGACCGCGUCCUGCACAACGAGACGGUGGCGUACCAGCUGCAGCGGCUGGAGCUCGAGAGGCAGGGUGGCCACGGCUGCGUGGACGACCCGCACUGGCGCGACGCCGACGGCGACGGCUGCGAGAUCUACAGGUUCGCGGUCGAGUCGGGGAAGACCACGCGGGACCUGGUCUGCGGCGGCGGCGGCGAGCAGGCGGCGCCCGCGCGCCUCCGCGGGGGCCGCGUGAGGGUCGUCGCCGACGCCACCGCGAGGGUCUUCUGCCCCGUGACGUGCGGCCUCUGCUGA
Prorocentrum cordatum is the source of this 969-nucleotide messenger RNA. NCBI's taxonomy places the organism in Eukaryota, Dinophyceae, Prorocentrales, Prorocentraceae. The record is from the annotation of a GenBank genome assembly.